Kluyveromyces lactis is the source of this 1146-nucleotide messenger RNA. RefSeq names its product ubiquitin (gene UBI4). Gene Ontology annotation, biological process: modification-dependent protein catabolic process; protein ubiquitination. Gene Ontology annotation, cellular component: nucleus; cytoplasm. Gene Ontology annotation, molecular function: ubiquitin protein ligase binding; protein tag activity. Bases 1 to 1146 code for a protein of 381 amino acids. The record is from RefSeq and is a predicted model, not a curated record. NCBI's taxonomy places the organism in Eukaryota, Fungi, Ascomycota, Saccharomycetes, Saccharomycetales, Saccharomycetaceae. The transcript has a single exon.
AUGCAAAUUUUCGUUAAGACUUUAACUGGUAAGACUAUCACUUUGGAAGUUGAAUCUUCUGACACCAUCGAUAACGUGAAAUCGAAGAUUCAAGACAAAGAAGGUAUCCCUCCAGACCAACAAAGAUUAAUUUUUGCAGGUAAGCAGUUGGAAGAUGGCAGAACCUUGUCUGACUAUAACAUCCAAAAGGAAUCCACUUUACAUCUUGUCUUGAGAUUAAGAGGUGGUAUGCAAAUUUUCGUCAAAACCUUGACUGGUAAGACCAUCACUUUGGAAGUCGAAUCUUCCGACACCAUCGAUAACGUCAAGUCUAAGAUUCAAGACAAAGAAGGUAUCCCUCCAGACCAACAAAGAUUAAUUUUUGCAGGUAAGCAGUUGGAAGAUGGCAGAACCUUGUCCGAUUACAACAUCCAAAAAGAAUCCACUUUGCAUCUUGUUUUGAGAUUAAGAGGUGGUAUGCAAAUUUUCGUCAAAACCUUAACCGGUAAGACCAUCACUUUGGAAGUCGAAUCUUCCGACACCAUCGAUAACGUCAAGUCUAAGAUUCAAGACAAAGAAGGUAUCCCUCCAGACCAACAAAGAUUAAUUUUUGCAGGUAAGCAGUUGGAAGAUGGCAGAACCUUGUCCGAUUACAACAUCCAAAAAGAAUCCACUUUGCAUCUUGUUUUGAGAUUAAGAGGUGGUAUGCAAAUUUUCGUCAAAACCUUAACCGGUAAGACCAUCACUUUGGAAGUCGAAUCUUCCGACACCAUCGAUAACGUCAAGUCUAAGAUUCAAGACAAAGAAGGUAUCCCUCCAGACCAACAAAGAUUAAUUUUUGCAGGUAAGCAGUUGGAAGAUGGCAGAACCUUGUCUGACUAUAACAUCCAAAAGGAAUCCACUUUACAUCUUGUCUUGAGAUUAAGAGGUGGUAUGCAAAUUUUCGUCAAAACCUUGACUGGUAAGACCAUCACUUUGGAAGUCGAAUCUUCCGACACCAUCGAUAACGUCAAGUCUAAGAUUCAAGACAAAGAAGGUAUUCCUCCAGACCAACAAAGAUUAAUUUUUGCAGGUAAGCAGUUGGAAGAUGGCAGAACCUUGUCUGACUAUAACAUCCAAAAGGAAUCCACUUUACAUCUUGUCUUGAGAUUAAGAGGUGGCAUCUAA